This is a messenger RNA of Prunus mume (Japanese apricot), 741 nucleotides long. Its product is annotated as c-Myc-binding protein. Gene Ontology annotation, cellular component: nucleus. The record is from RefSeq and is a predicted model, not a curated record. Lineage: Eukaryota; Viridiplantae; Streptophyta; Magnoliopsida; Rosales; Rosaceae. Gene Ontology annotation, molecular function: transcription coactivator activity. Gene Ontology annotation, biological process: regulation of DNA-templated transcription.
AGCUUCCAUUUACGGCUAGACCAAAUCGAAGGCAAGAAAAACAGAAAUCCCCCACCACGGCAGAUCAAAGAAAAUAGAAGGCGAAGAUCAUGAUGCACUACAAAGAGGAAAAAGAGGCAAAGAAAGAAGCUUUUAGGAAGUACUUAGAAUCCAGUGGAGUUCUUGAUGCCCUCACCAAAGUUCUGGUUGCGUUAUAUGAGCAGAAUGACAAACCUUCCUCUGCGCUUGAGUUUGUUCAACAAAAGUUAGGGGGUCCAUCUGUGUCAGAAUAUGAAAAGGUACAGGCUGAAUUAUCAGAGUUGCAGAAAAAGUAUAACACACUUUUGGCAGCACACCAAGAAACCUGCACUGAGCUAGAGGGACUUAAGAGUUCACAAGUACCUAAUGUGGCACCAGUUUCUAUCAAAGACAAAGAGACCACUGAUGAGGAGGCCCUAAAGGAAAAGUUCUAAAAGAGCGGUGGAGGACUUUGUAAAUUGCUAAGCUAAGGGAAACCUUUAUUUCUUGUAAAUAUAUCAAACAAAAGGAGCCAUGGUUCCCUGGCUGUUGUAUCCACAGUACACGCCAGAACUUCAUAUUGUGGGUGUGCAUCUCAACUAGUGUUUGUGUGAUCACUUUAAUCGUUGUAUGCUUUUGGUGAGAAGAGGCUGUGGUUUUGUUUAACUGACUGCAGUGAGAUAUCUACUAAUUUUAAGGUCCUCGGGUAUUCUUUUGUCUUUAAACUCUGGCUGUUCAGCAAGA